Molecule: messenger RNA, 194 nt
Organism: Racocetra persica
Lineage: Eukaryota; Fungi; Glomeromycota; Glomeromycetes; Diversisporales; Gigasporaceae
Source: the annotation of a GenBank genome assembly
CAAUGCAAUGCAAACAUCAAUGAGUUCCAGCAAAAGAGUACAAACAAGUACUGAAAAAGCAAAGCAGCGCAAAUUGAGUACUAGUAAAAGUGAAAUCCUAGCAAAAGAGCAAAGCAAAAUACCAAAAACAAAACAAAACACAAAAAGAGCAAAGCAAAGCAUGAAAAGAGCAAAGCAAAGUACCAAAAAGCAAA